GUAUCUUAUUACCACUACCACUUUUAUAAUCGUUAUGCCACAAAGUGUAUAUAUAGUUAAAUUCAAAAAUGCAAAUGGAUAUAUAGCAUACAUAAACAUAAGAUCUCAAUAUGGAGAGUGACAAGGUGGUCGGGAAAGAAGAGCAACACGACACGAACAGGAAACAGCAUCCACGAGGAGGCAUCCGAACACUUCCUUUCAUACUUGCAAAUGAGGUAUGUGAUAGAUUUGCGGUGGCUGGUUUUAAUGGUAACUUGAUAAGUUACUUAACUCAAGAGUUGAAUAUGCCAUUGGUAUCAGCUGCCAACACACUUACAAUCUUUGGUGGAACAGCUAGCUUCACCCCUCUCAUUGGUGCUCUCAUUUCUGAGUCCUUUGCUGGCCACUUUUGGACCAUUACAAUUGCUUCCCUCAUCUAUGAAUUGGGAAUGAUGAGCAUAACACUAUCAAGCAUACUACCACACAUGCGCCCUCUACCAUGUCCAACACAAAUAAAUUGCCAAGAAGCCACAUCCUCACAAUUAUCAAUGUUUUUCAUCUCUCUUGUUCUCAUAUCUCUUGGAUCAGGUGGCAUUAGACCUUGUGUUGUUCCAUUUUUAGGAGAACAAUUUGAUAUGACCAAAAAAGGUGUUGCAUCUAGGAAAUGGAACAUUUUCAAUUGGUACUUUUUCUUCAUGGGAUUGGCUUCUCUAACUGCUUUGACUAUUGUUGUAUACAUUCAAGACAAUACUGGUUGGGGUUGGGGCUUUGGCAUACCAACAAUUGUUAUGUUAAUGUCCAUUGUUGCUUUUGUCUUGGGCUCACCCUUCUAUAAAACUCACAAACCUAAAGGAAGCCCAAUGGUUCGUUUGGCCCAAGUCAUUGUGGCAGCUGUGAAAAACAGGAAAGAAGUUUUACCAAAUGAUCCCAAGUUAUUGUACCAAAAUAGUGAGCUUGAUGUUGGUAUUUCUUUGGAAGGAAUGCUUUUACACACAAAACAAUAUAAAUGGUUGGACAAGGCUGCAAUUGUGACAGGGGAAGAGAACAGAGAACCAAAUGAUCCACCAAACUUUUGGAAAUUAUCCACUGUCCAUAGAGUUGAGGAACUAAAAUCAAUCAUAAGAAUCCUUCCAAUUUCAUCAUCAGGAAUAUUACUCAUAGCUGCUUCAGCACACCUACCUAGUUUCGUCAUUGAACAAGCUCGAACAAUGGAUCGUCACCUCUCUCACUCAUUCCAAAUUUCACCAGCCAACAUGUCAAUUUUCAGUGUCAUAACUACAAUGAUAGGAGUUAUUCUAUACGAACGCCUUUUCGUCCCGUUCACUCGUAGAUUCACAAACAAUCCUUCUGGAAUCACAUGCAUACAAAGAAUGGGAAUAGGAUUCAUAAUCAACAUUGUAGCCACAUUAAUUUCAGCCUUUAUAGAAAUCAAAAGAAAAGAAGUUGCUUCUAAGUACAACUUAUUGGAUGAUCCAAAAGCAAUUAUUCCUAUAAGUGUGUUUUGGUUAGUACCUCAAUAUUUCUUUCAUGGACUUGCUGAUGUUUUCAUGUCUGUUGGACUUUUUGAAUUUUUGUUUGAUCAAGCACCUGAAAGCAUGAGAAGUACUGCUACAGCUAUAUAUUGCAUAGUUAUAGCUAUUGGUAGCUAUGUUGGUACAUUUAUUGUGUCACUUGUGCAUAAAUAUAGUGGUAAAGAAAGGAAUUGGUUACCUGAUAGGAACCUCAAUAGAGGUAAAUUGGAGUACUAUUAUUAUCUUGUUAGUGGAAUUCAACUUAUAAAUCUAUUUUAUUUUGGGAUUUGUCUUUGGUGUUACACUUACAAGCCCUUGGAAGAAAUUAGUGAAAUGAAAAAGGAAGAAGAUUUGGAACAGGUUGAUACAAAAAUUUUGGCUGCAAAUUUAGAAGAGAAAGUUUAGUAAAAAAAAUUAUGUAUUUAUAGUGGCUGAUUUGUAUUGUUGGACUCUUUGAAUCUUCAAUUCCUAUGUAAGUGGUAUAUGUAAAAAGAACAUUUCAGAUCCUAGAGUAUUUUUUUUUUAAUGUGUUUUUAUUAUUAAUUCAA
Molecule: messenger RNA, 2038 nt
Organism: Cicer arietinum (chickpea)
Lineage: Eukaryota; Viridiplantae; Streptophyta; Magnoliopsida; Fabales; Fabaceae
Source: RefSeq, a predicted model, not a curated record